Messenger RNA from Thyridium curvatum, 1239 nucleotides. RefSeq lists its product as uncharacterized. The transcript is spliced from 4 exons. The record is from RefSeq and is a predicted model, not a curated record. Bases 1 to 1239 code for a protein of 412 amino acids. NCBI's taxonomy places the organism in Eukaryota, Fungi, Ascomycota, Sordariomycetes, Thyridiales, Thyridiaceae.
AUGAACUCUCACAAUCCCAAGUAUCAGCACCAGCCGCCGCCUCCGCCUCCACCCCAACAUCCGUCCCAGCAUCAACUCCCACUCCAAGGCACGCCGGGCGACAUGCAUCAACAACUACCGAACCCGUCCGGAUCCUCAUACUCUUUCGGCCUGCCGAGCACUAUUCCAGCUAACGUGGGUGUGCGUCUGAACGUAUACGGCGGCGAGCAAUACGGUGCGAUACCCCCGCUGGGUCACCCCGCCACCAUCGCCGCGGCCACGACGGCCUCUCACAAGGACGUCGCCCAACCCUCGGCCGAAGAACUUACCCGAACCAACGACGCCCUCCGGCCCUCGUCUGUGGUACUAUAUGGCCGGCGAUACGACGAUAUUGAUUACAGCAUGUUCGUAUUGAACGUCGAUCUGUGGACCGAAAAUGCGCUAGGUGAGGUCAACCUUGUGCGACAUACAACCACGACGCCCUCCAUAUCAUCGACUACCCCAGCGUCCUACGUGCAGGUUGAGAACUUGCCGGCCUACCCCUCCAAUAUAUUACCAUCCAGCCGCGACACUGGGUAUCCCGGUCAGGGCUACGGCCCAACAAGCAUGAGCCCCUAUGGCGCUUCGGGGCCGUAUGCCCAUGGACCGGCAUACGCGCCAAAUCCGAACGGAGGCUAUGCCCCGCCCACACAAUACUAUCCGCCGCAUCAAGUUGCAGAAUACAGGACUGAUACGGCGGGCAUGUCGCCUCUAGGCCCCCAUCCACCCAUACCCUAUGGCGUCCCUCGAUCCUCAUGGGAACUUAGCCAGAUGGAGAUGGCACAACGCAUGCCCGGGGGUGCCAACCAGCCGCAAGGCAUGUUCACCAGGAACCUCAUUGGAAGCCUGGCUGCCAGCGCUUUCAGACUCACCGACCCUGACGACAAGAUCGGCAUCUGGUUUGUCUUGCAGGACCUCAGCGUCCGUACCGAAGGCUCUUUCCGACUACGCUUUUCCUUUGUCAACGUCGGCCCGCAACCAAGCGACGCGAACGGAUCGUCGUCAGACCAGGGUGGUCUGCUCAACACUGGUAAGGCGCCGGUGCUGGCGUCGUGCUUCAGCGACAUAUUCCAGGUUUACUCGGCCAAGAAGUUCCCUGGGGUCUGCGAGAGCACUCCCCUCAGCAAAUGUUUUGCCUCUCAGGGAAUUAAGAUCCCGAUUAGGAAAGAAGGAGCCAGUAGUUCGAAGAACGGUGGUGAUGGGGAUGAUUUCGACGACUAA